Cooperia oncophora is the source of this 351-nucleotide messenger RNA. The record is from the annotation of a GenBank genome assembly. Lineage: Eukaryota; Metazoa; Nematoda; Chromadorea; Rhabditida; Trichostrongylidae.
AUGGACGACGAUGUUGGAUGGGAUGUUCAACGUGUUUCCGAGUUCGUGAGGAAUAACCUAACUUCACACGAACUCUACUGUUCUCGGCGUGCUGGUCAUAAACCGUUUCGAAAUCCGAAAUCAAAAUGGGUCGUAACGAAGGAUGAGUGGAAUGAAACAAGUCUAUCCACCGCACUGUCUCGGAUGAUAGAUGAUAUUUUUAUUACUGGAGUUCUUCGCCAAGCAGCUAAUGUCAGCAUUACGAACAUGGACACGAUUUCUGGAAACGUACAUUAUCCAAAAGACCGCCCCUAUGGCAAAAUUGCCUUUCUCACGGAGAAGAAAUAUGUCCGCCAUUGGUUCUUUGGAUAA